Messenger RNA from Bombyx mori (domestic silkworm), 7333 nucleotides. RefSeq names its product protein PALS1 (gene sdt). Gene Ontology annotation, biological process: protein localization to plasma membrane; establishment or maintenance of polarity of embryonic epithelium; establishment or maintenance of epithelial cell apical/basal polarity. Lineage: Eukaryota; Metazoa; Arthropoda; Insecta; Lepidoptera; Bombycidae. The record is from RefSeq and is a predicted model, not a curated record. Bases 549 to 4268 code for a protein of 1239 amino acids. The transcript is spliced from 20 exons. Gene Ontology annotation, molecular function: protein binding. Gene Ontology annotation, cellular component: plasma membrane; adherens junction.
GUAUUCGCGGCGAACACCCAGCCCGCGGAUGUAGGGUCGCUCAUCCUCUAAAACACGUUUACACGCCGGAAAAUCGGACAAAUAGUCCAAAAAUACGUUUAACAUUAUUAUUUUCGUAUAGUAACCAAAUUAUAUCGUUAAAAGUGGUCUAUUGAAUUGUUGUGAGUUGAAAAACAGUGCGCGAUCUGUGAAGUGAACAACAUGCAACAUGAGAUAUCAACGUGAAAAUCUUAGACAAAAUCUACUGUCUUACUUCAAACUAGAAGAAUAGAACUCAAUAGAGGAUUAUUAUUGAAUUGGUUAUUUAGUUUUUAAUUCUGUUUAUAAAAAAAACAAGCGAGAACAUAAAAUUUUAUAAUGGCCGAAUUAGCCCCUGGUUGAUUUUGAAAAAAUGUGGAAAAUUAACAAAGCCUUUUUUAUUUUCAAACGUAAAUUUAGUUUGAAAUGGCAUUGGCGUAAACGUUGGCCGAAGAUAAGCGAAUUCAUAACAAAUUUUCAUUUCAAGUCAUAGUCAAGUUUUUUUAGUGCGAUUUUUAUGUAAAUCAAAAAUGAACACGUUCAACGCUCCUACGACACAAAUAAGCGGCACAAUGGACAAAAUGACCACAGUAAAAUGUAAAUCUGUCGACCUAGAAGGAUACGUUAUAAUCGUUGUACAAACUAAAGACAAUAAAGUGAAAUUAUAUGGUUCUCCAUCAGCUGGCAACUGGGACAAACUGGAGCUUGCCGACGAAAUAAUGGACGUUAAUGAGACAAAACUUGAGGACAUGUCCAGGGCUGAGGUCCUAGGGCAUAUACACGAGUGUAUCUCUUCUUGUGUCAUCAAGCUACGCGUAAAGAGGCGGAGCGAGACUAAAUUACUAUCAGAUAUCGGGCACAAUAUAAUCCAAGAUGCGUUCCUCAUCGCCGUGGAGGAGCAGGCCCGGCAGCGGCUACAGCGGCUGUCGGCCCUCAAGCGAAUCACGCCCGUGGACAUGUCCAAGCUCUCUGUAGAGUUAAACAAAAGAAAACGAACUCAACCAGAGAACAGACCUGAGCUAAACGGGUAUAUAGCCAAUUCGACGGUCUACGUGACUUCCAUUAACGAAAACGGUGCUAUAGAAAGCAAGCCAACUAUAUCAUCGCCGAAAUCUCAACCUAAAGCUCUCCAAGCGAAACCAACACCGGUCAUAACGAACGGAAUCGACAACAAAGAGGCAAUAGAAGAAGAGAGAGAAAAACACGAGAACGAUCAGAGCGAGAAGAAGGAACUUAGUGACGAAAAAGAUUUAAGUGUGUGCGUUGUGAAUGAUGUGAUUAGUGAUGCGUACAGUGUUGCCCGUGAGCAUUUGAACAACGGCCGUAGUGAGAAACUGUUGGAUCAGCCCGAUCAUAGGAUCAGGGCCACUGCUGUCAUCGAGAGUAACAAGUUGGGACCGGGAGAGAAUCGGCCCCGAAGACGAUCCGGCUCCAGCAUCGUGGUGCUGGGCGCUGAGGAGGAGAAACGCCCGCCCCCGGAUGACGACAAAGAGAUGCUCUCGCUUUCUUCUGAUACCGGUCCCCACCGCGAGAUGGCGGUGGAUGUGCCGGACAGUUUCAUCGCUCGGAACAAAACUCCCCCCCGGUACCCGCCGCCGCGGCCCCCCCAGGUACGUCUCCGUCCGUGCCGGGACGAGGAUCCCCUCCUCUCCUCCGGCGGCUCCGGCACCAGUUUCGGCAGUAAACAAAGCACAGUUCAGACCCUCGAUCUCUCAGGGCCCAGCUCCGAUAACUCGGGUUCGUUCAAGAACGCUAUCGAGUUAUUGUCCCUGCCCCAGAGUUCCGAAGGUUCGGGGGCCAGUUUUGGAAGCAAAAAAAGCAAGGGCUCCGCAGAGACAGCCAAAUGCGGCGACUCUGACAGAUCUGAUGCGAGCGAACAAAAAAUACAACUCCUCAUAUCGAGCGAGGACGAUUCGUUGCUCGAUUGCAGAGAAGGGGUCUCGUACUCCGCUAGAACUGACACGGUACUGAUUAGAGAGGCGCUGUACGCGUCUUACAAGCUGCCUCCAGGGUUCGAUACGACGCCGGUACUGCUCGGGAGGGAGGUGGCCGUCGACGUACCAGAUACCUUCGUGCAAAUCGUGAAAACAACCCCAAAAUAUCCAGGAACCGUGGACAGAAAGAGCGUCGCUUUUCAGCAGGUCAAUGGCACAGCUAAAACUGCGGCUCCGGCUGUGCCCCCUCGUGAGGUAGCCAGGGACGCCCCUCCUCGACCUCCUGCCCAUGAUGUCUCUAAAGACCAAGUGGACUCUAUAAAGAAGUAUCAGGAACAACUGCGGCAGCGAAAAGAAGCCGAAGAAAGAGCGGCAGCCCAAAAUGAGUUACUGAGAAACUCCAUACGGAAUUCCAACAAACUUCAGAACUUAAGAACAAAUCCUCCACCGUCGGGCGGGACUGCGUUUGUCAAUGACGCCUACGAAGACGAUCUCAGCGAUGACUCGUCCCAACUUUACACAAUCAUUGAUUAUCAAGAAGUAUGCGCGGCGCUCACGAGAGUUCAAAAAGCACUGGCCGCCAGUGGUGAAACGGCUCUGGCAGCCAGGGUAGCGGGAGCCGCUGGGUCUCUGCUGUGUCCUGCGCUGAGGACCGUGUUAGCGACCAGAUCGGCAGUUUUAACAGCCGUGAGGCAGAAGAGACCAGGACUGUCACCUCCCUCCACCAAACAUGCUUCGGACAGCUUAAAAGACUGCAUGGACGUAUUAGGCGCCCAUACAACUACUGGAGGCGACACUUCGGCGAUAGCAGCGGAACUGCUUUCGAUCCUCGGUGGACUGGAGCUAGAGAAUCUGAUCCAGGCUCACGACCAGGCCGCUGCUAUGCUAGAUCAAUCGUGCUUCACUCUAGGCAAGAGGCAUAAGAACGGGAGCGCCUAUAAGGACGAUAAAGGGUUGACAUCGCAUUCCCCGGACGACCCGAGCGAGCACAUCAAGAUUAUUAAAAUAGAGAAAACAAAUGAACCGCUCGGUGCCACGGUAAGGAACGAAGGAGAAGCCGUUAUUAUCGGCAGGAUAGUUAAGGGGGGCGCGGCGGAGAAAUCUGGACUCCUACAUGAGGGCGACGAGCUGCUGGAGGUGAAUGGCGUGGCGAUGCGCGGCAAGUCCGUGCACGAGGUGUGCCAGGUGCUGGGCGCGCUGUCGGGCACGUUGUGUGUGGUGCUAGCGCCGCGCGCACGAUGCGUGCGGGCCGCGCCGCCGCCGCGCGUGCUGCACGUGCGCGCGCACUUCGACUACGAUCCGGAGGACGACGUGUACAUCCCCUGCAGGGAGCUCGGUAUUAGCUUCCAAAAAGGUGACGUGUUACACGUGAUAAGUCGCGAAGAUCCGAACUGGUGGCAGGCGUACAGGGAAGGUGAAGAGGACCAGACCCUCGCCGGACUAAUACCGAGUCAAGCGUUCCAACACCAACGGGAAGCAAUGAAGUUAACGUUGGCCGGCGAAGUGGCAGCCCGCGACAAGCCAAGGAAAGGUGGCACUCUGCUGUGCGCGAGAAAACCGCCGCGCAAGAAGAAGGGCAAGAAGGCGACCAGUGAAGCUGGAUACCCUCUGUACUCGACGUCUGGCGGAGACGGUAUGCACUUGACAGUCGACGAAUACGAACAAGAAGAGAUCCUGACGUACGAAGAGGUAGCACUGUACUAUCCGCGCGCGUCACACAAGCGACCUAUAGUGCUGAUAGGGCCACCCAACAUAGGCCGACACGAACUGCGGCAGAGACUCAUGGAGGACGGCUCGAGGUUUGCCGCAGCCGUGCCGCACACGUCGAGGCCGCGUAAGGACCACGAAGUGCCCGGCCAGGAUUACCACUUCAUAUCGCGCACGCAGUUCGAAGCCGACAUACUGAACAGAAAAUUCGUCGAGCAUGGAGAAUAUGAAAAGGCUUACUACGGCACGUCAUUGGAAGCGAUACGCGAAGUAGUGAACUCCGGUAAAAUCUGCGUGCUGAACCUGCAUCCUCAGUCGCUGAAGAUCCUGCGUAACUCCGACCUCAAGCCCUACACCGUGUUCGUAGCACCGCCCAGCCUCGAGAAAUUACGACAGAAGAAGAUCCGGAACGCGGAGGCAUUCAAGGAGGAGGAGCUCAAAGAAAUAAUUGCAACUGCAAGAGAUAUGGAAUUGAGAUGGGGCCAUUUAUUCGACAUGAUAAUAAUCAAUAACGACACACAACGUGCCUACCAGCAGCUGUUGAACGAGAUCAACAGCUUGGAGCGCGAGCCGCAGUGGGUGCCCGCUCACUGGCUCAAGCACACCUAGCGAGAAUUCAACAUAGUUGCUUGUCCGGCAACUAAAAGACUGAUUCGAGUCGAAAACGAGAUUAGGCGACGUAACGUUAACGUGACGGAGACGAAACGUAACGUAACGCGAACGUAUACAAGGAGCGUCAUGUUAAAUUUUGUGUUUCUGUUCGAGAUUUUAACGCAAGUGAUCAUACAUUUGCUCGUCUACGUUAUGAAUGCUUGCGAUUUGAAAAGACACAAUAAUAAUCAUACGUCUAAAGAGAUUGUUUCGCGUAGAGCUAGAUGUACCGAUACGAGUACGAGUUUUGUAGAAAAUAUAGAAUUUAAUAAUGUGUUCCCGAAUUUAGUUGACGAUGCUAAUAAAUGAAAAUUACCGUAGGGAUAUCUUAUUGUGUUUCGAUAAUUUACGCCAAAUAACUUUACACUCUGUCGACCCGGUCAGAAUCAACUACGGAAGCCGAAACGGUAUAAAUUAAAUAAACCGUUAGGUACAUAAACUUGUAACUGGGAAUAAAAAAUUGGUGAUCUAAGUCUUGCUUAGUAAUUUAAUACUGCGUAAGCCCGCAAUGUAAAGUAUGCAAUAAUUGAAAAAUGAAAAAUGUUUCGCGAAUUAUUUUACAUUUCGUUUAAUAUAUUUUUUGUCAUGUAUUUUUGGUUAAGGGACUACAACCGCGCGGGCUGCCGUCACGUGUCGUGACGUAUACCGGCGAAUUUCAAUUUGAAGUAAGAAAUUAUUGACGCGUUAGCAGGUAUCUACAUAUGUAACCAUGCCGGAUAAGGCUUUCAAUCUUCAAUGAAGUUUUAAAAAGAGAAGUUAUAUUAUCAUUCAAGUUGAUUAAAUUAAGCUCGAAUUUCAUUUUAAGUCUAAUAGAACCUGUAGAAAUUGCGUUAGUAAAUCUUAUUUAUGCAAGGUAAGGUUUACAUUAACAUGAAAUAUAAAUUUUAGACCGAACGGUGUGACAGAGUGUGGGCUAAAUUGGUAAUUUAAUUUUUAUAUUUUGUAGACACGUUCGUGUCAUAUACAUUACCAGAUGAAACAGUUUCUGUUUUAAUCUUAAUUUUGUACUUAUGUUAAAGAAGCAAGCAUCACUAAUCAACGGUUUGUUUUAAAACGACUUAUUGUUUGAGGGUUGCCAACAUUCAAUCUUCCAAAACACGAGUUUUUAGAGGGCUGAGACGUCUAAAACGAAUUUAGUUCCAAAUUAAUGUUUAAAAUUUCGUUGGCAACUUCGAGUAGCAGCUUAGUGAGAUGUGAAAUCUUAUGAAAAGAUGAGGGUAGAGGUGACAAUGAGAGAAAUUUACAAUUUCAAUAGUUAGCUCUUAAUGUAGACCACUAAAUUGGCACUUUUUCAUUCCAUUUGUCCAAUACUCGUGAACACGAAUUUUAUCAAUGUAUUUAAAACUCGUUAUUUAAAAAUAUAUUUUCUGUGUAUAUUAUGUUCCAUUACCAUGUUUCAAAUUAAAUUGGCUGUGUUGCCAUUUAAUUUUGUGUGCGUGUACCAAUUCAAAUAAUCGUAUUUUAAUUAAGUAUGUAUUCGAGUUUUAUGAUGUUUUAAAAAAUGUUUUUACAUAUUGAAUAAAAUAAUUUUCCAACUUAUUGAAUAGUAAAAACUCGAACCCUUGUUGAAUUAUAUUACGUAUGUUCGAAAAGAUAUGUAUUACAUUUAUUCAAUACCUAAAACAUUGCCUAUUUAUAAUACAUCCAGAACUUUUUAAUUAAUUAAACUAGGGGAAAGUUAAUAGAUUGUUAAAUUUUACCAUCACUGCUACAAUAAUAUUAAUGCGAUGGAAUUUACGGGCAGCAGUUAAAUAAAAUAAAAAACAUAGAUAGUUAAAACGAAAAAAAAAUAAAGAAUAAAGUACGAUGAAUAAUACAAUAAAAAUAUUUCUCUAAGGCCAAAUUUAUAAAGGUAGUUUUAAUAGGAAUUUUUUGAAAAUUUUCUCCUUGUAGUUUUAUCUUGAGGUUCUCGCUGAUGAGGUGGAUCGAGCGUAGCAUGUUGAUACCAACAAAAAUCAAUAAAAUCGCUAUCAUAGUGAGUAGAGAAGCAAUAUUUUAUAUCCGUAUAAUCAAAAUUCUACUGUGUGUAACGACAUAUCUGUUUUAUAGAAAAUUUCGAUACCUUUGCCCGAUUGUUUUAUUAACUAUUUGACAGCUGACGGUUCAAAAAUUAUGACUUAAAAUACAGUAUCCUGUUUUAACUGCAACACUAUGCGAUAUUUCUGAAAUAAAAUCACAUGUAAAAUUCUAUUUAUUGGAUUUCUUUUAGCCAUCAAUGAAAUUAUGUUUCUUAGUUCAUCUCGGACCCUCUGUGAUUCACUAAUAUAAUAUAACAGGAUUAUUAUAGCAAUAAUGAUACAAAAUAAAAUGAAAACAAAUAUUCUAAAUGUCCAAUAAAUAUACAAAGUCGCGGUAAAAUUGUUUAGAUAGAAUUGUGUAAAAAUUUUCAAUUAUGUUAGUGCCAAAUGAAACCACUCGAGUAGUGGUACCAAUGAUCAUCUUUGAGAAUCACAAUUUUCAUAUUAAGUACCUACCUAUGUCAUAUGAUAAUUAUAUCACUAUUGUGUAUUUUUUUGUUUAGGCGUAAACUGAUUUCAGUUUGAGCGCUGGUUAAAUUCAUAGUUUUUUUUUAUCGCAAAUCGAACUUGGCCAUUGUAUAAUCUAAAUGUUACCGUAAGUGGAACACACAUAUAAUGGGUUCGGUAUAAGCUCAGAAUCAUCAAAAACUGUUUCACAUUAUUAAUAGGUCCUUUAUUUGAAACCAUGAAUACAUAUUAUAAUUUAGCCAGUGGAGGUGCUAUCGUUUAUACAAUGUUUUGUUAUUUUUCGUUUGUAUCUUUACUUUUUAAACUACAUAAUUUAAUGUACUAGAGAUUUCAACAAAGUAUAGCAGAAGUCACUACUGCAUUAAAUUUGUGAUUAAAAUAUAAAAGGUUCCACAGUAUUGAUAUUAUUAUUACCUAAUUUAUAAAUAGUCCUGUAUAUAAUUUAUUAACAACUGAAUAAAGAUUUAUAAAUAACAUGUUAAUAGAGAACAAUUUAAUGUAAAUAAUAGACUACCUAUUAAAUUUAAUAUCAGAUAA